UCGCAGUGGCACACAGUGGCGAGGAGCUGCGGCUGGAUGUCACAGGGAAAUACUGCAAUAAUACGUCAAUGUGAUAAAUACAUAGGACUUGAAAAAAGUCUCCAGGAUAAACUGACACACACAUACGGAGAAACCUUCAACCCUAUCCGGAGUUUGGAAUUACUAUCUUAAUUGUAACCAUAAGGUGUCUACGUUAAAGAUGUUGCCAUGUUGCCCUCUCCUGCUGUUGCUAUGCGCGGCUCGGCUGCUCUCCACCUCCUCGGCCCUGCCCUUCGAGCAGAGAGGCUUCUGGGAUUUUGCCAUGGACAGCAUGGACAGCGGCGGGAUGAUGCCGAUGAUGAGGGACGAGGAACAAGGCUCGGGUGUAGAGGAGAUUCCUUUCCCUGACUUACCCGUGUGCCCCUUCGGCUGCCACUGUCAGCUCAGGGUCGUCCAGUGUUCUGACCUCGGUCUGACUGAGGUGCCAAAGAAUAUUCCUUCAGACACCAAGUUCCUGGACCUCCAGAAUAACCAUAUCACUGAGCUGAAAGAGAAUGACUUCAAGGGCCUGACUAACUUAUAUGGUCUGUCUCUGAGGAAUAACCUGAUUUCCAAAGUCCACCCCAAAGCAUUUGUGCCUCUGAAGCACAUGCAGAAGCUCUACUUCUCCAGGAAUAUGCUGACCACUGUUCCCAAGAACUUGCCGGCCUCUCUGGUUGAGAUGAGGAUCCACGAGAACCGCAUCAAGAAGGUGGAGGCUGGAGCGUUCGCAGGACUGGUCAACAUGAACUGCAUAGAAAUGGGAGCAAACCCCAUCCAUAACAGCGGUUUUGAGCCGGGAGCCUUCAAGGGACUGAAACUCAAUUAUCUGCGUAUAUCAGAGGCCAAAUUAACUGGCGUGCCAAAAGAUCUCCCAGAGACUCUGCAUGAGCUUCAUCUGGACCACAACCAGAUCCAGGCUGUGGAACUGGAGGACCUGAGCCGCUACAAACACCUGUACAGGUUGGGCCUUGGGUUUAACCACAUCCGUGACGUUCAGAAUGGAAGUCUGUCCUUCCUCUCCAGAUUGAGAGAGCUGCAUCUGGACAAUAACCGCCUCACUCGUGUUCCCAAGGGCCUCCCAGAUAUGAAAUACCUGCAGGUGGUGUACCUCCAUUCCAACAACAUCGACCAGGUGGGCGUGGAUGACUUCUGCCCUCGAGGAUUUGGGAUGAAGAGGACGUUCUAUAACGGCAUCAGCUUGUUUUCUAACCCUGUCAACUACUGGGAGGUGCAGCCUGCAACGUUCCGCUGUGUCGGCAAUCGUCUGGCUAUUCAGUUUGGCAACUACAAAAAGUAAAGAUAGGGCGAUACAGAGAGGUGGAGAAAGUGAGAAGAAGGUCAUGGCAGAGGAGCCGAUAAUUUAAAUAAUGAAACAAACUUAAGGUAUUGAAGGAAGGGAUUUCAUAUUUGAGAUCGAUAUCUUUGUUUUUAUUGUUUUUGGAGAGAGGAUUAGUGACGGAGAGGAUGGGCAAUAAACUGAUGAAAUGGAAAGAGAAGUGAAAAAUGCAAUAACACAACUUGAAGGGAGUGGGAAACUAAGCGCUGGCAGUACUUCACAUGAGUUUUCUCAUUUUUUGAUUUUAUGGUUUUGAAAGUUUUGCCAUUUGAAAUGGAUAAAACUGAGGAGAAUGUCUGAGCUUGUUUCCCCCUGGCCUAAAUUGAUGAAAAAUGGAACUUGUGAAGCAUUUAAUUCAAUAUAUUUGACACAAUAGUGCUUAUUUUGAUAGUUGUCUCUUUUACAUCAACAAUUUGGUUAAGAAGUAAACAUUAGAAAAGGAAUGCAUUAUAGUUUUUUUAUUUACAUAAAAACGUGCUCUGUAUGACUUUGUGUGUGUGUGUGUGUGUGUGUGCUGAUUUGGGAGAUACAACACAUUGCCCCUGUUUAAGCCAUAUGGCCCUCAGCUCACUUAAAUUAUACUGUAUUUGUCAUCUGUAGUCACAGAUCUGGGGUCAAUUUACAACAUUUACAUAAACAAAAAUAACUGCACUUCGUGUAGAAACUAUUAUUCAACCAGUUCAAAUGCAUGUUUGUACAUAUCAUGAAAGUUGAAAAAGGGAAAUAAGUACAUUUUAAAAUCAUCCUCAUUAGUGCUAAACAUAUUUUCUAACUGAACCUGUAUGAGAUGUCUUUUCUGUGCCUUUACUAACUAUUAUGCUGACUGUUUGCUGACUGUAUGCUGACUUUAAUACAGUGGUAGAGGGGGUUUUGCCCCAGUUAGAGAAAACACACAUCCACCUUGCUUUGAGACAAUGAAGGCAGUGUGGUCACAUGGCGCUACAAACAAUAGUAGUGUUGGUGCAUUGUUUUGCACAGUAUUUUUCUGUUAUGCUUCAUCUGCCUGUUUACAUUGGUAGACAUUUAUCUGGAACUACUUUAGCCAUUAGUACUCUGUCCUGUCUCUGUUCUGUAAUCAAGUUACUGCUCCAUGUGAAUAAAAACAUUUUUAGCCUGCUGCAUAAAGCCAGAGAACGACUGGUGCCCCUGGGCGGGAUGCUGUGUGAGAAUAAAUAUUAAAAGUGGCAAACAUUUGAUUAAUAGUAAAAGCAGAGACACUAAUUAUUUCGACAUUCAUGGGAUUCAAGAGAGCGAUAGUCUAUGAUAUUUUAAUCACUAUUGGCUUGAUGUUAUUAAUUUGUCUUCAAAUUUAAUCCAUCCCGACAUUUUGAUGGGCCUUUUGUCUGACGCCUUUACAUGUAAAAUAAACUCAACAUAGUAACUUUGUUAUUCGGGUCAAUAUGAACACUUAACGUAUGAACACUUUAAGCUUAAGAAUCUUUUAUUUGAAAUGAUGGAAAGAAUAAAAAUAGUUUAGAAUGAGUUUUGUGUGUGCAUCAGAAUAUCUUUUAUCAUGCAGGGGGACAUUGUAAGAAGUGAAGUUUAUAUCUUUGAUCUUAAUUAUUAUUAUGAUCAGCAUAAGCUGCUCCACAGGAUCUCCAUAAUUAAACUUUUUAAAACGGU
This is a messenger RNA of Pseudoliparis swirei, 2980 nucleotides long. It is a transcript of the gene bgnb, whose product is annotated as biglycan b. NCBI's taxonomy places the organism in Eukaryota, Metazoa, Chordata, Actinopteri, Perciformes, Liparidae. The record is from RefSeq and is a predicted model, not a curated record. Gene Ontology annotation, molecular function: protein binding. The transcript is spliced from 8 exons. The coding region runs from base 200 to 1318 and encodes 372 amino acids.